This is a messenger RNA of Physcomitrium patens, 798 nucleotides long. RefSeq lists its product as uncharacterized. The record is from RefSeq and is a predicted model, not a curated record. NCBI's taxonomy places the organism in Eukaryota, Viridiplantae, Streptophyta, Bryopsida, Funariales, Funariaceae.
UGCUAAGGCAGCUCCAUUGUCGAUCUCGGUAAUCCUCGACACACGCAUCGGCGAGGUAGGGCUUGGAUGCUGGACGGAGACGUAACGAUGCGCGUGUUUCUGGCAGCAAGGAAGCUCUUUCCUUGCAUGUACCAUCUUGCUGGCUGACUUGAUUGCUGCCCAAGUUGAUGCUCUCCCCGAUUUGGUUUUAUUGGUCGGCCGCUCUCUUGGUGCUUCACUGCCAUGGCUCUCGUGGAUUAUGCCUCCGAUGACGACGAGGACGAUGCUCUCGCCUCUCCCAGCUCUCCCGUUACUCUUCCAACACCUCCUAGCACCCUAAUCGUCGCUCCGCCACCCCCUCCACCAACUUCUGUCUUGCCUAACCCUGCUCAUCUUUUCGCCACCUCCACGGCGGUUGCCUCCACCAGCAUUUCUUCUCUUUCUAGGAAGCGGCUCCAAUCAAAUGGGAGCGCACAUCCUUCACAUCAUCCCAAAGUCCCGCGCGUUAAUUCUUCAUCUGCCCGGACUUCAGUGGGAAGCACCCUUGUGCCCCCACAGCUGAGAGGAAGGAGUAAUGUGGCGACUGAGGAUCUGGAUAAACUCUUCGUUCACAGGCAACAACGGAGACCAGGAUAGAACUUUCCGUGUAGAAAGCUGAGCGAACUACUUUCAGUAAUGUAGGUUUUUUAUCUGUGUCUAAUGUGAGAUUUACAGAAUCGCUUCAUGACAGCUUUUAAUUAGUUUUCCGUCUUAUACGUUGUAUGCAAAUGCCAAGGUUUAGGAUUACCUGAAUAUGAUUUGUACAGAAUAUCUCUUUCA